GCAAAAUUCACUGGAACACUUUCACUGGUUGAUUUAUUGGCAUCUCUGCUGCGCGGCAACAUUCGCAAAGAACUUACACGAGCUUGUCGCAUAGCAACGCAAUCUUUUGCACUUUCUUUGGGCUUUGUUAGUUACCGGGAAAGAUGGCGGACACAGUUCAAUACCUUAUGGAACAAAUGAUCCCGGAGCUGGAGGACUUGGAACAAAAGGGAUACUUCUCGCGUGCUGAGAUCAAGAAAAUAGUCCAGAAGCGGCAAAACUUUGAAUACUUAUUAAAACGACGCGCUGCGCUGAAAGAGGACUUCUACAGGUACAUCGAAUUUGAGGCGAAGCUUGAGGAGCUUCGGCAAAUCCGCAAGCAGAAGUUGGGCAUUAAGGGGAAGAAGUCGCUCGCCGAGGUGGCUAUCGUGCGCCGCAUCCACUUUAUCUUUGAGCGCGCCGGUCGCAAGUUCCGGAGCGACCUAGGCCUGUGGAUGCGCUGGAUCGAGGUGUGCAAGCAGUACAAGAGCACCAAGCAGCUGUCAAAGGUGAUCACCAAGGCGCUGCAGCGGCACUCCACGGUCUCGGAGCUGUGGAUCGAGGCGGCCAGAUGGGAGUUCGACCAGAACAACGACAUCUCGGCUGCCCGCACGCUGAUGCAGCAGGGCAUCCGCAUGUGCAAGCAGGACGAGGCCAUCUGGGUGGCCUACUACCGCCUGGAGCUGCUGUACGCGCUCAAGCUGCGUGUGCGGCGCAAGGUGCUGGGGCUGGACGACCCGGCAGCCUCGGGCGGCGCGGAGGGCGAGGGCGACGCCUCUGCAGCGGCUGUGCGGGAGGUGAUGCGGGGUGGUGUGGCUCGCAUCGUGUUCAAGAACGCGGUGGCGACGCUGCCGGGGCGGCUGGCCUUCCGCGCUCGCUUCCUGGGGGUGCUGCGCGGCUUCGAGAUGGGCUUCGUGGAGGGGCUGGUGGAGCAGGUGUACGACAGCAUCCGGCAGGACUUCAGCCAGGUGCCUGAGGCCUGGGACCUGCUCGCACGCCGCCACAUCGACUUCCCUACCCUCCGGAAAGAAGCCAGCUCGCAGCAGCCCCAGCAGCAGCAACCACCCGAGCCCCAGCCCCUCACAGAGGAGGAGGAGGUGGCGGCGGCGGAGCGGCAGCUAGAGCGGCAGGAGCGCGCCGACGCGACCGGGCCGGCGCAGCAAGACCCUGCCGGGCCCUGGGACGCGGACGCGCACCAGCGGGUGUGUGCUUUGUUUGAGGAGGGGCUGGCCGCGGUGCCCGGUGCGCGCAUGUACCAGCUGUUCGCGGGCUACCUGAGUGGGGCGCUGGAGGGGCUGCUGGCGGGCGGAGCGGGCGAGGCGGCGCUGGCGGCGGGUGUGGAGGUGGCUGCGCAGCUGUUUGGGGUGCUGCAGCGGGCGCACUCGGGCGGGUGCAGCACGGCGGAGACGUACCUGACGUGGGUGGACUGGGCGGAGAAGGUGCAGCAACACAAGAUGGCGCUCAAGGCGGCUCGCAAGGGCUGCGAGCGCUUCCCCUCCGACGUGGCUAUGUGGCGCCGCCGCCUGCAGCUGGAGUCCGCCCUGGCGACCGCCUCCUCCUCCUCCUCCCAGCACCCCCACCCCGACCAGCAGCAGCAGGCGGGCGGGCUGCUGGCUACCUUCACCGCCGCGCUGCAGGCCACGCAGCCGGAGCAGGCGGUGGAGGUGUGGCAGAUGGCGGUGGAGGCGGUGCCGGCGGCGGGGGGGCCCGCGUGGGGGCGGCUGGCGGACAUGCUGGCGGCCGCGUGCGCCAAGGUGGCCAAGAGGAACCCCAGUGGGGGGCUGGGCAGCGUGGCGGCGGCCAUGGUGGAGAAGGCCAGGCUCUCCCUGGGUGCGGAUGCCGCACGGCAACUGUACGGCAAGCUGCUAGCGGUGCCGGGUGCCGGCGGCGACCUCUACCGCUGCGCCAUCCGCCUGGAGCGCGAGGAGCUGCAGCAGCAGCAGCAGCCUGAGGCAGCGGCCCCCGCGCCGCCACCCAAGCAGGCCCUCAAGCGCAUCACUGACCUGUACGAGGCGGCGGUGGCGGCGCACGGCAAGACGGAGACGGACCUGUGGAUCGACUACGCGCAGUGGCUGGUGCGGUGCGGCAAGGGCGCGGGUCAGGUGUAUUGGCGGGCCACGAAGGAGCUGGAGGACCCGGAUGCGUUCAUUGCGCAGUACCGGCAGGCGCUGCAGCAGUAGGGGGGUGCGGCAGGAGUAGGGGUAGGGGCGGGGGUUGUGGCUUGAGGAGUGGUUGGUUAGUUGAGAGUACCGGUAAUUAGAGGAGUAGGCUGUACCGGUAGUAGGCAGUGAUGGUCGGCAUGGGGUGUAGGGGGUAGGGGUUGGUAUGCGGUGGUGCGGGAUGUGUGUGCAUGGAGCAUUGACGUCCGUAGACAUACGGGUUCGCGGGUAGUGGCCAGUCCCCAGUCGUUGGGUUUACUGGUUUGGGUGCGGUAACGGUUGGAAGUGGGCGGCACUGGUGUCUGCAUACGUAACGCAGCUCGCGUUCAUCCUGAUAUCAUGUAGCGAAUCCUUGCUUAAGUGUGAAUCGACUUCGUGCUUGGACCGUCGUGGGCAGUAAUUUUAGCUCGUCACUCGCCAAGGGUGGGACUGGGCUAUGGUGUCUGCUCGUGUCCGACUGCCCAGCUUUGCGUUAAUCACACGAUUGGGCUGAGCUUGUGUCGCUGACACGAGUGUCUGGACCGAACCGUACUUGGCAGCAGAUCAGCCUGGGGCCUGCACGGCAAGGUGCGGCUGUCAUGGCACGUCCGACUGGUACUUUGCGCAUCGCCAUAUGAUAAAAGCGCAAGUCAAUGUCAACACCA
Messenger RNA from Astrephomene gubernaculifera, 2821 nucleotides. The record is from the annotation of a GenBank genome assembly. NCBI's taxonomy places the organism in Eukaryota, Viridiplantae, Chlorophyta, Chlorophyceae, Chlamydomonadales, Astrephomenaceae.